Molecule: messenger RNA, 1608 nt
Organism: Prorocentrum cordatum
Lineage: Eukaryota; Dinophyceae; Prorocentrales; Prorocentraceae
Source: the annotation of a GenBank genome assembly
GACCCGCUCGAGCGCAAGAAGAAUGUCACCCGUGUGCUGCAGGCGCUCAACUCCACGUCGGUGCUGGCCAUGCAGGAGGUGCACGGCUCUGAGGCGGAGCUCGCCCACGCCCUGCACUUUGGCCACAAGUCUGCGGCCAUCUUCACCUCCAUCCCUGAGCGCGGCACGGGAGGCGCGGCGAUUGUGCUCCCUGGACUCUCGCAAGAGGAGGCGGCUGAUCCUGACCGGGUCCGUCACACCGCACCCGUACCUGGCCGCGUACAACGUCUCCAAGUCAAGUCGGAUCUCGCUGGUGCACCCGAGGGCGCUCUGCCGUCCACGGUGGUGAUCUACAACGUUCACAACUUCCACCUCGCGCACGAUCAGGCCCAGCGCACGGUGGGCACGAUCAGGGCGGAGCUCAGCGCCGCAGAGCAGCAGCCUGAGCGCAUCGCAGUCAUGAUCACGGACGGCUUCAAUUUCAUGGAUGGGGCCCGGUUGGAGAUGACGGCCCCGCUCGUCAACGCGGGGCUACCCAGGCUACGCAACGUCCACCCUGAACAUCAGCUUCUCUGGGAGCAGGCGCUGGGCGACAUGGUCGAGGUGGACCCCGAGCUCCCCGCGCACUACACUGAGCACUCCCAGCAGCGCACGCGCAUCGACAAGAUCUAUACCAGCUCGCCGCCGCGGCUGUUGACACAAUGGCGUGCGAAGGUCGACAUGCCCAUGGCGCCUGACAUGCUCUAUGACAAGGGCAUUUCGGAUCAUGCCCCAGUACACCUACGCCUUUCAGCCCGAGCUCGUGAAGAUCGCGGGUCGCAGCCGAUCCCGCAGUAUAUCUUCGAGCACCCUCUUUUCAUCAAGUACUUUGACCUGCUGGUCAGCCAUGCCGACCUGGACAGCUGCACGCCCUUUGUGCGCCUCCAGGGGCUCAAGCGCCUGAUCCGCGAGGCGGCGCGCCUCACCCGCAACGGCCUGACAGACAUGCAUGCGCCGUGCUCGGCGGCAGCUCUCGCCACUUGCAGAGCGAUCUCGAGGGCGGUCUGGCGCAAUGACUGGCAGAGCGCACGCACGCUGAAGGCGCGCACCGAGCUCGGUGACCAGUUCUUGGACACCUCUCACCCGAACAACAUUACGCUGAUCGGGCCUGGCACGUUUCGCCGCGUCUUCGAGCAGCGCCAGAAGUCGCACCAGGACCAGCGCACUGAGGCCCUGCUGCAGGAGGGGUCCGCCGCUGACACGCCCUUCCAGCAGCGACAGCGGCCCCGCAAGAUGAGGAAGGCCAUCCAGAAGCGUGGCAAGCUCUGGGCUAUCGAGGUGAUGCGCGACCACAGCACCACGGAGACGCCUGCUGCCAUGAUCGAGGAGCUCCGUCGGCAGUGGUCCCCAGUCUUUCAGGCGAAGUCAAGCCACCUCCAGCAAGUAAAGCGCUACCUCGAGAAGCACACCGUUACGUAUGACUGCACGGACAUGGGCAUCCCCACUUUGGGUAAUAUAAAGAACCUGAUCAGCAGGCUCAACAACUCGGCGCCUGGACCUGACGGGAUCCCUUACAUGGCCUGGAAGCGGAUCCCCUCGUCGGCGCAGCUCAUGCUCGACGCCACCAUCGAGAUCAUGCAGGGCUACCCU